Messenger RNA from Rhipicephalus microplus (southern cattle tick), 562 nucleotides. RefSeq names its product ribonuclease kappa. The record is from RefSeq and is a predicted model, not a curated record. Lineage: Eukaryota; Metazoa; Arthropoda; Arachnida; Ixodida; Ixodidae. Gene Ontology annotation, molecular function: RNA endonuclease activity. Gene Ontology annotation, biological process: nucleic acid metabolic process.
GAUAGUUUCACUGCUACUCUCGACGCCAGCCAAUUCGCAAGCCUAUCUGAAAGUAGACGUCCGCCCUGCGCCAAGGCCAAAACAAGCUAUGAUUCGAAUUUGUGGGCCCAAGUUUUCCAUGUGCUGCUCCAUAUUGAGCGUAUGGGGCAUCAUAAUGCUGGUCAUUAUGGGCAUAUUCUUAUUCACGCACAGCGUGGCCUUCGCGGAAGACCUGGGAAUCGAGGCGGAACACAUGAAGAAGCACGAGUUUCUGACCGAGGCCAACCGGCGGUACACUCAGGCGGCGUACAACUGCUGGAUUGCGGCUUGCUUGUAUGUCGUGACACUGGCAGCAUCUGUGCACCAGAUCUACAUGAACAGAAGGGCACAGCGCGCCUACUAGAGAUAUAGUUCCCUGCACUUUUAAUUGUCGCUUGCAUCGUUUAGGCAAUCCCCUGAAGUCUGCCUCAAACUUCAGCGUGUGUCUCUUGUGAUUUAAUGCGGAUCAUAGCCAAGGAAAUCCAGCUGCUAGUCUCCUCUGUAAAUAUACAAUAAAGGAUGUACAUAUGUGUUUUUCAUUAUA